AUGGUUGUCGUCGGAAGAGGUGGUCAAGUAUAUGUUCAAGCCGAUCGUAAGAUGGGAUCAAAGAUCCAAGGUCAAUGCCAACAGGGCGAAAGGUUAUGGGGCUCUUUGUGGCCCGCCAAAGAAAAGAUGUCCGCGUCAACAGGGCGUCUUGGCGUGGUCGCAGCGCAGCGCAGGACAAGGGUCGCAGUCGUCCCAGUUGACGAGCGAAGGGAGUUUGCGUUGAUGGAGCGAACCGCUGCUGGGGGUGGGUAG
Sporothrix schenckii 1099-18 is the source of this 252-nucleotide messenger RNA. RefSeq lists its product as uncharacterized. Bases 1 to 252 code for a protein of 83 amino acids. The record is from RefSeq and is a predicted model, not a curated record. Lineage: Eukaryota; Fungi; Ascomycota; Sordariomycetes; Ophiostomatales; Ophiostomataceae. The transcript has a single exon.